Ogataea angusta is the source of this 600-nucleotide messenger RNA. RefSeq lists its product as uncharacterized. Lineage: Eukaryota; Fungi; Ascomycota; Pichiomycetes; Pichiales; Pichiaceae. The record is from RefSeq and is a predicted model, not a curated record. Gene Ontology annotation, cellular component: ribosome; cytosolic small ribosomal subunit. Gene Ontology annotation, biological process: translation; maturation of SSU-rRNA from tricistronic rRNA transcript (SSU-rRNA, 5.8S rRNA, LSU-rRNA). The coding region runs from base 1 to 600 and encodes 199 amino acids. The transcript has a single exon. Gene Ontology annotation, molecular function: structural constituent of ribosome.
AUGGGUAUUUCCAGGGAUUCUCGUCACAAGAGAGCUGCUACCGGUGCUAAAAGAGCCCAGUUCAGAAAGAAGAGAAAGUUUGAGUUGGGAAGACAAGGCGCCAACACCAAGAUCGGAACCAAGAGAAUCCACGCCGUCAGAACCAGAGGUGGAAAUGUCAAGUACAGAGCUUUGAGAAUCGAGACGGGUAACUUCUCGUGGGCCUCUGAGGGCAUCUCUAGAAAGACCAGAGUGUCCGGUGUGGUGUACCACCCAUCCAACAACGAAUUGGUGAGAACCAACACAUUGACCAAGUCUGCUAUCGUCCAAAUCGACGCUACUCCUUUCAAGCAAUAUUUCGAGCAACAUUACGGUGUUACCCUUGGAAAGAAGACCAAGGCUGCUGAGGAAGAAGUCAAGAAGAGCAACAAGUUGCAGAGAAAGCUUGCUGCCCGUGCUGGUGACGCCAAGAUCGAGCCUGCUGUUUCUUCCCAGUUCGGAUCUGGUAAGCUGUACGCUUGCAUUUCGUCCAGACCAGGCCAAUCUGGAAGAUGUGACGGUUACAUUUUGGAGGGUGAGGAGUUGGCUUUCUACCUCAGAAGACUGACUGCUAAGAAAUAA